Messenger RNA from Musca vetustissima, 1672 nucleotides. RefSeq names its product transmembrane protein 115. The coding region runs from base 8 to 1360 and encodes 450 amino acids. The record is from RefSeq and is a predicted model, not a curated record. Gene Ontology annotation, cellular component: Golgi apparatus; membrane. Lineage: Eukaryota; Metazoa; Arthropoda; Insecta; Diptera; Muscidae. The transcript is spliced from 2 exons. Gene Ontology annotation, biological process: retrograde vesicle-mediated transport, Golgi to endoplasmic reticulum.
CGACGAAAUGUCGACAACAACACACAUUCUGAAUAGGAAUUGGCCGUACCUACGGACGCAGGGAUCUGCUUUGCUUCGCAAUACGUCUCCGGUCAUAACGCUGAUCUGCUUAAUAACAAUUGUCGGCUAUUUGCUGUCGUUCAGCGAGACUGCAGUAUUAUUUUUAACGGUAACUCCUGGCUAUAUUCUGCCCAAUGCGGAAUUUUGGAUAUGGACAGCAUUCACAUUUUGCUUCAUCGAAUUGCAUUGGUGGGAGGUGUUAGUCGAUGUGGUGACAGUGGGACUGUGUGGUAAAAUGAUUGAACCCCUGUGGGGCCAAAUGGAAAUGUUUAAAUUCUUCGCCCUAAGCAAUUUCGGGGUCUCCAUUUUGACCACCAUGUAUUAUUUGUUCUACUAUAUGAUAACAAAGAACCCGCAGAUUUUGUUUGACGUCCACAUUCAUGGCCUGGCUGGUUAUGUAGCUGGAAUUUGUGUUGCCGUACGACAGAUUAUGCCAGAUCAUUUGAUUUUCAAGACACGCUGGGGAAAACUGACCAAUCGCAAUGUCCCCCUGUCCGUGCUAGUGUUGUCCAUAAUAUUUUGGGCCGUGAAUAUGCUGGAUGGCACAUAUCCUGCUAUGUUCGCCUCGGGUCUGUUGGUAUCAUGGGUGUACUUACGUUUCUAUCAGCACCAUCCCAAUGGUAGAGGAGAUAGUUCGGAGAGUUUUACGUUUGCCAGUUUCUUUCCAAAUAUAAUGCAACCGGUCAUACAGAUGCUGGUCAAGCCAAUAUAUGGGUGCUGCUUGAAGGUGGGAGUGGUAAAACCACCGGCCCCGCCACGCGUUUCCACAGCUAGCUUAACCUCAGUAUCGAUUUCAAUGCCCGGUGUCGAUCCUCAUGAUGUUGAACGCAGACGACAAAUCGCAUUGAAGGCACUAAGUGAACGUUUAAAGGCAACUGAAACCACAAAACACACCCCAUUACCAAAAUCGUUUCCCACAGUUGCUGGGGCCGGUCAAGGGCACGGCCACAGUCACCAACACCAACAUAAACAUCAUCAUGGACACGGUCAUGGUGGACACAGCCAUCAACACGGCGGAAGUGGACAUCACAAUGCCUCUGGUCACAGCCAUCACAGUGGUGGACACGGCGAAAUACAAACUCCACCAUUUUUAUCCCAGUCAACGCCACCAUCCCAGCCCAUUACUACCGCCCGAUCAGAACCCCGUAUGAUCAGCACAAUGAGCCCCAUAGCCAUUCCUAUGCCUGCGCCGCCUCCCAAAACACCACCCGCAGAGAAUUCUGCUGUAGCCACCAGCGAGUAUGUCGCUAAUAAUAGUGAUAAAGCAUUACUCAUCGAUGUAGAAGGCGAAACCCAAUGAAAUACGACGUAGCAUAAGAAGUAGUAGCAAAAUUAUCAGCUAAAUUGUGAACCCGACGAAGACGAUACUGCUGCUGGAAACACGCUUAGCAGUGAUUUUUUGUUUUUAUUAUAUUUUUAUUUAAACCUGUAUAAAAACUACCUAGAAACUAUUUUGAAAUAUAGUUGGUACAUUUCCAUACGUUUCUUUACGAAAGGAAUCAGUUAUUUCCUUCCCGCUAAGUUGUAUUCUCGUUUCUCUUUUUUAUAUGUAUGUAAUUAUUAUGUUAAAAAUAAAUAUUAAAAUGCAAUAACAUGCUUUUAGGACAUGAAA